ACAGCUGCAGCCAGACUCCUCCGUUACCGCGACCACCGACAUGUGUUCCAAGAGUUUCACCAGAUCCCUGGGCUUUGCACUUAUCCCUCUGGCACUCUGCUGCGUUAUAGCGAAUAUCCUCCUCUAUUUCCCCAACGCCGAGUCCAAACACGUCCAGCAGGACCACUUGAGCAAGUAUGUGUGGUUCUUCACUGGGAUAGUUGGAGGUGGCGCAGUGAUGAUCCUGCCCGUGCUGGUGUUCAUAAACCUGAAGAAGUGUGCUAACUGCUGUGCGAGUGAGGGAGCCGCGAUGUGCAGUUCUGUAUUGGCUGCGCUGGUUGGACUGGCCGGAGCAGGAUACUGCUUCAUUGUCUCUGAUUUGGCGCUGAUAGAGGGACCGUUCUGCUUGUACAACGGGGAGUGGCAGAGCCCGUUCGCCAACCAGAGUGGAGAUUACCUCUUCCUCACUGAGAACUGGACCAGUUGUGUGGAGCCCCCUAGGGUUGUGGAGUGGAACGUCAGUUUGUUCUCCAUUUUGAUGGGCCUCAGCGGUCUGGAGUGCAUCAUAUGCGCCGUGCAGCUGGCCAACGGGCUGGUGGCCGCCGUGUGCCGUCCCUGCUGCUACAAACAGCACUACAGCCUCAACGCCUGAGGACAGCCAUCGGAGACUCACCGGAGAAUCACCGGAGACUCACCGGAGUCUCACCGGAGACUCACUUUCACAUACUUCCUGCCCCCACUUUAGACACAAGUUGUUUUAAAGCAAACAACUGUUUUGACCAUUAUUCAGAAUGAAAUUCUUCACGUUUUAAAAAACACUCCUGCUGAAUUUUCAAAUGCUGGGAAGAUACAAAACAAAUGAACAAUUUUGCUCUGAAUAUUGGUGGAAAUAAAUAUUUCAGUUAAAAUUGCAGGAAUUUUACUGCUAUCGAAAGGACUAUUAUUAUUGUAAAUAUUUGAGAUAAAGUAUUUGACCCAGGUCGAAACGACCUCCACUGCUUUUAUGCGCUGGAAAUAACAGAUUGGCUGGUUUAUUUUCUGGGUCAGUAUCCACACGCUUUACAGAAAAUAAGCAGGCUUUGCAUUGUUUAUAUUUUACUACUAUAUAUUUCAGCACUGAACAGAUGAGAUACUCACAGUAUGAAUGUGUCAAUGUUUUUUUAUUGAACUGUAGUUUUAUGUAGUUUUGUCUUCUGUUGUGGUUUAUUUUUAUUUGAAUAACUUUUUCUAAAGGUCAUGCAUAAGUUUUUAUGUUCAGUAAAAUUAGAGUAUAUUGUAAAUUAUGUUUGUUGUCUGAAGAUGUUAGAUUGAUGACAGUUGAAAAAUGAUGGCAGAAUACUAUUAUAAUUUAAUUUUGAAUUGAGUCAGAUUUUACAAUGGUCUCAUUUGUAUGAUAAUUGCACUUGUCUUUAAUAAAUAAACUUUUUUUAUUUUAAA
Molecule: messenger RNA, 1416 nt
Organism: Conger conger (European conger)
Lineage: Eukaryota; Metazoa; Chordata; Actinopteri; Anguilliformes; Congridae
Gene: tm4sf1
Product: transmembrane 4 L six family member 18
Exons: 4
Coding region: 41-631 (196 amino acids)
Cellular component (GO): membrane
Source: RefSeq, a predicted model, not a curated record